AUAAGCGGCGGGGGGGGUGAUGCCGGGAGCUGCCGGAGCCCCCCGAGCGGAGCCCGCCCGCCGCAGCCCCGGGGCCGCCGGUCCCAGAGGGGGCCGCGUCCCCUGGAAGCCUCCUGUGACCUCCUGAGGUGAAGCUCGGGCUCAAAGCCCCGGGGAGAGGCGGAGAAGGAUCUUUGCGGUGCUCCAGCAUCCCCGGGGCCCUCGCAGCGGGAGGGUUGGAAGAACGGAGGCUCCCGGCUCCAGCAUCCCGCGGUGGGAAAACUCCCGUGUUCCCGGCAGGGGAUGUGCCCGGGCUCACGGACAAACUGCUGCUGGGUUUAGACACCUCGGGAGGAGAAGAACCUCAUGACUUUGCUCAAACCAUGGCAGAAACCCCCGAAGGGGCCAAUCCUCAGUGCCUGGUGCUAAUUUGUGCCUGAAGCCACCAGACCUGCCCAGGACGAAUAAGAACCUCCUGGGACACGCACAGACUCUUAAUUUUCCUCAAUGAAAAUACUGAUGACACUCAACUGAAAACGUGUGCUGAUACUGCCCCUUGAAAACAGGGAAAGGAGCAUCCUGGGAGUUCCGGGAGAGGCACCAUUGCUCCCUGGGGGUCUCCUCCUGCCCGCUGAGGAUCUGUGGGGCACAGGAGCUUCUCAGAGCUGCUGGGCUCUGCUCCAUGACUAACACAGAGGACGCUGAGAGAACUAUGGACUCCCCUCCGGUGACCUCCAGCCCUGCACCAGGGCCUGUUACCUUCUCACAAGUUUUUGGGCAGCAGUGCCAGCUCAUGGAAGCAGCCGUUGAGUCGCUGCAUUCCUUGAACGACCAGAUCUCCCAUUUUAUUGUCAACAAGUCAAAAACGCUGGAUGAGGAGGAAGAAGCCUUUUUGCCCAGCGAGAAGGAAUCUCUGAAAAGUGCCAUGAUGCUGAUGAGGCACCUCCUGAUGGAUGCACAGGCCAAAAUCCUGCACAUGAUGGACGACAACAAGCAGCUGGCGCUGCGCAUCGACGGGGCGCUGCAGGCGGCGGGCCAGGAGGUGACGGCGCUGCGCGCCGAGCUGGCGGCCACCGGCCGGCGCCUGGCCGAGCUGGGCAGCGACCCGGCCAUGGAGCACGGCCCGCACGGCGCUCAAGCGCUGCUGCGGGAGGAGGUGGCCCAGCUGCAGGAGGAGGUCCACCUGCUCCGGCAAAUGAAGGAAAUGCUGACCAAGGACCUGGAGGAGACGCACGGCAGCAAGUCCCCGGAGGUGCUCUCGGCCACCGAGCUGAAGGUGCAGCUGGCGCAGAAGGAGCAGGAGCUGGCACGGGCCAAGGAGGCUCUGCAGGCCAUGAAAGCCGACCGCAAGCGCUUGAAGGGGGAGAAGACAGACCUGGUGAGCCAGAUGCAGCAGCUGUACGCCACGCUGGAGAGCCGGGAGGAGCAGCUCCGGGACUUCAUCCGGAACUACGAGCAGCACAGGAAAGAGAGCGAGGACGCAGUGAAGGCCCUGGCGAAGGAGAAGGACCUCCUGGAGCGGGAGAAGUGGGAGCUGCGGCGACAAGCCAAGGAGGCGACGGACCACGCCAGUGCCCUCCGCUCCCAGCUCGACCUGAAAGACAACCGCAUGAAGGAGCUGGAGGCCGAGCUGGCCAUGGCCAAGCAAUCCCUGGCCACGCUGACCAAGGACGUCCCCAAGCGCCAUUCCUUGGCCAUGCCGGGCGAGACGGUGCUGAACGGGAACCAGGAGUGGGUGAUGCAGGCUGACCUCCCGCUGACCGCCGCCAUCCGGCAGAGCCAGCAGACCCUCUACCACUCACACCCCCAGCACUCGGCAGACCGGCAAGCGGUCAGAGUGAGCCCCUGCCACUCCCGGCAGCCGUCCAUCAUCUCCGACGCCUCCGCGGCCGAGGGCGACCGGUCGUCCACGCCAAGCGACAUCAACUCCCCCCGGCAUCGAACACACUCGCUCUGCAACGGGGACAGUCCUGGACCGGUACAGAAGAACUUGCACAACCCAAUCGUACAGUCUCUAGAGGACCUGGAAGACCAAAAACGGAAAAAGAAGAAAGAGAAGAUGGGCUUUGGCUCCAUCUCCAGGGUGUUUGCCCGGGGAAAGCAGCGCAAGUCCCUCGACCCGGGGCUGUUCGACGGGACGGCCCCCGACUACUACAUCGAGGAGGACGCGGACUGGUGACCCCCCGUGCUGGGAGGGUGCCACUGUACAUAUCCCCCACCUGUGGACGUGUUACCUGUUGUCUUGGGAGCGAUGCAGCUGUGUCGUAACUUCAGUUUUCCCCCUUUUUUUUUUUUCCCGUGUUUUUUCAUUCUUUUUCCCAUUCGGUAACUCCUUUUGUUGUCGCUUCAGUUUGUCAGUUUUGGGGCUGUUUUUUGUUUUUGUUUUGGGUUCGGUGGUUUUUAUUUUUGUUGUUGUUCUUCUUCUUUUUCUCUUCUUCUUUUGACAAAACUUGAAACUUGAAGGACUGCUGUGUCUCUGUAAAUACCAGAAAUAUUGUGCACUUUGUGCUUGUGACGUCUCUUGUCCGAAACCCGCUGUUUUCCGGAGCCCAGCCCGCGGGAUGUCCUCGCCUGGGGACGAAGGACCUGCCCAGCUGAGGGACCUUAGAGGGAAAACACACAAAAACAACGACAACAACAACAACAAAAGAUCUCCUUCGCUGUGAUGUCUUCCUGGCCGAGCACCCGGGCUGGUUCUAACGCCUGCCGGUCUGGAAAUAAGUGUUUUAACGUUCCUUUUUAGUUGUUUUAAUUUAUUUGCACAAACCCAGAGGAGCUAUUCUAACUAAAUUAUUGCAGAAGUUUUGGGAUUUUUAUAUUUUUCCACGUCGGUUGGGAUGGGGUGGGAGGAGGAAGGGGGUGUUUGUACUGUAUUGUCCUGGGAAGCUGCUGUUGGGGAGGGGAAGGGGGGAACUGGGGGGUGUCGGAGCCGUGGAACCCCCCACCCUGGGCUCCCUCGGCUGCCCCAGGAGCACUUAAACGCCUUGGAAAACGCAAACCUAAAAUACGUGCCGGGAAAUCCGACGGGGGGGAAGCUGGUGGGAGCUUUGCCUGCUGUUUUUCCCUGCUUUUGGGGGGCUCACCCUUUGCUUCAAGUAAAAUUUAGGGGGAUCCGGCAUGAGCUGGGAGCAGGGGAAAGGUGAUAUCCCGAGGUAUCCCUUAUCCCAAGACGUUUCCCAGACAGGGCCGGCCACCCCGCUCCAGUUUGGGAUGUUACCGCCGCCAUGGGGGGGGGGGUGGGCACGGGGAAAUCGGUACGAAUUCCUGCCGGGGAGGUUUUUCUGGCCCUGGGGUGAUUUUGAAGCACGAGUGGAGCUUGUGCUUCCAAAAAAAUCCCUUGGAAAUGCCCCGAAACCACCUCCCCCAGCGCGGCGGCCGCUUCCCCCCUCCACUAACACGCGCCGCGCUCUGCUUAUGCCAAGAUAAGUACCUUAUGCUUUAAUGCUUAUGAUAUAAUUUUAAGCUCUUAAAAAAAAAAAAGUAUUAAGAUUUAUUUAAUGAACUAUAAUAGUGUAUUAUUUUUCUUAAUUCCGAUACGCGCGCCCUGGUUGAGAUAAAAAAGGGUGUUUUGUCUUAAAUCACCGAUGCCCUCGCGCUGUGUAUUCCUGCUCAUGGGAUGAUGCAGAGAGGCCAUGGAGGGGGUGUCAGAGGGACCAGCCCCCCCAGGCUCUCCUGGGGUGGCAGGGCAGGCUUUGUCCCGUGGCAUCUUUUCUCUGCAGAGAAGCAUUUUUAUACAUUUUGUUGUUUUUUUGGGGGGGUUUUUUGUUCUGUUGGUUUUUUGUUUGGUUGGUUUUUUUUUUUUUUGUUUUCCUUGCGUUUUUAUAAUUUAAACUCUAAACCACCAGAAGAGAUGAGCAAUCUCCUUGUUACCGAGUAGUUUCCUUUGCAUUUCAGCUUUUUUGUAAAUUAGGAAAUAAUUCUAAAAAUUACUAAGAGGAUGAUUUAUUUAAAAGAGAACUUCGCUAAAUAGCAUAUGGAUUAUGGGUAACAUUAGAUUUAACUUUUCCCCCCGUGAGCGGGGGAGAAUCCUUGAAGGCAUGGAUGCAAAUAUAAAAUUAUAAAAGAUCUAAAUAAAGCUUAUUUUAAAGUACA
Neopelma chrysocephalum (saffron-crested tyrant-manakin) is the source of this 4071-nucleotide messenger RNA. RefSeq names its product kazrin, periplakin interacting protein (gene KAZN). The record is from RefSeq and is a predicted model, not a curated record. Lineage: Eukaryota; Metazoa; Chordata; Aves; Passeriformes; Pipridae. The transcript has 10 exons. Bases 662 to 2158 code for a protein of 498 amino acids.